UCCGCAGGUCCGCCCCGUCAUUCCUGGCCGUGCGCACCGCCACGUCCCGUGUAGUAGGAUUUGGGGCCCGUGUAGACCCGCCACGUCCCACCUAGGAUUUGGGGCUGGUGUAGAUGCGCCACGUUUCGUAUAAAUUACAAGGGCCUAUAGACCCACCAGCUUCCUGCUAGCACCCCCCGCCACGGAAACUCGGCUUCUUAUAGAUGUGGGGUCCCCAUCGGUCAGUAGCACCCCCUAGAAUCCUGGGCCCUGUAGAUCCUGGGUCUUGGGACCACCACAUGCUCUUGUAGAAUUCUGCUCCCCUUUUAAGUCUCCACAGGUCCCGCAGACUGGCUGCUUUACAUAUGGAAUCAUGACCCGGUGUGCUUCUGAGCUCCGAGUAGAUCCACCUGUUUGAACUUACCAAUAGAGUAGAAUCUGGAGCCUUAUACAUUCCAAGGGCCCCUCGUGGACUUACCUUGACUACUCUGUAUUUUAAGUUCUUUAAGGCUCCCGGAGGUUCUUGGGCACCAGGGACAUCCACUCAGUGUCUUAUAGACCCCGAACCUUGCAUAGAAUCCAGGCGCCCAUGUAGUCCCCGACUGGUGCCUGCUUUGCUCUAGGACCCUCGCCUCUCUAAGAACCUAAACCUUCCCUGACCACCGCCACCCCCAGUCCCAUGCACACAGUAUCCCCUCUGCUGGGCCGUAGGCCUUUUCAGUUGCCUACAGAUCCAUCUGACAGUUUCAGCGUGUGAUUACCCUUUGUGGUACCCCCUCACCGUCUAUCUCCUAAGCAGCCAACCCCCCACCUUCCCUUCCAGAAUGCUCUCUUGAGCCCUAAGCCUCUGUGGAGCAGCCUGAGCAGCAACCCGCACUCCUGCCCAAGUCACAGUGCGCACAUACCCCUGCCUUUCCCAGACACCAACUUUGGUUCAGAUUGUAGUUUCCUAAGGUUGGGGUGGGGGUUCGCCAUGCUCUGAAGCAGCACAUUCUGAUAGUUAAAUGCAUAAACUCUGGAGCCAGACUGCUUGGGUCUGAAUCCUGGCUCUGUCUCUUACGAGCUGUGCUUCAGGUUCCUCUUCCGAAAAAUGAAGGUAGUUAUAAAACUGACCUCCAGGAGUCAUUUAGAGGAUUAAAUGAGUUAAUACCUAUAAAGCAGUAAUGUUAUGCAUGCUAUAUACUUAAUAGCAUGUAUUAAAUGUUAGCUAUUGUUUCAAUUUCCGUGAUGAGGAGUGAAGGAGAUAACAUGUAUCAGGUGCAUGAUUCGGGGCCUGCCUGGCACUGAGCAUUUGCUCACAUACCGUGUGUCCUCUCCUUUGCACUUUUUGGACUCUCCCUGCCUCUGUUGAACCGCCCCCCCCAAGUGGAGUGAGCAUGGACCUUCCAUGUGCGCAGUCAUGUUUUCCAACCCAGAAGUUGCAGCUGGUGGCCUGGUGAAGGUUUUCCAUCUCGAACGGGAAUACUAAUCGCAUGAGGUGCUUGUGGUUGUGAGCGUUAAGUGAGUUCAGAUGUGAAGCCCUUGGAGCAAUGCCUAGCACACUGUAAGUGCUAGCCCCGUGGAGCCCAUGGAGGCAGAGGACAUCCCCCGCGGGCUGGCCCCAGGACCACCGCGGCCUGGCCUGGUGCCAGUCAGCAUCAUCGGGGCUGAGGACGAGGAUUUUGAGAACGAGCUGGAGGCGAACACAGAGGAGCAAAACAGCCAGUUCCAGAGCCUGGAGCAGGUGAAGCGGCGGCCUGCCCACCUCAUGGCGCUCUUGCAGCACGUCGCCCUGCAGUUUGAACCUGGACCCCUGCUCUGCUGCCUGCACGCGGACAUGCUGGCUUCUCUGGGCCCCAAGGAGGCCAAGAAGGCCUUCCUUGACUUCUACCAUAGCUUCCUGGACAAGACCGCGGUCUUGCGGGUGCCGGUCCCUCCCACUGUCGCCUUUGAACUUGACCGCACGCGGCCCGACCUCCUCCCUGAGGACGUCCAGCGGCAGUUUGUGCAGGAGGUAGUGCAGAGCCAGCAGGCAGCCGUCAGCCGGCUGCUGGAGGACUUCCGCUCCAAGCGGCUCAUGGGCAUGACGCCCUGGGAGCACGACCUGACCCAGCUGGAGGCCUGGGUUGGGCGGGACCGUGCCAGCUUCGAGGCCCGGGAGCGGCACCUGGCCGAGCGGCUGCUGACCCAUCUGGAGGAGAUGCAACCCACCAUCUCUACCGAUGAGGAAAAGAGUGCCGCUGUGGUCAGCGCCAUCAGCCUGUACAUGCGCCACCUUGGGGUGCGGACCAAGAGUGGAGACAAGAAGUCGGGGAGGAAUUUCUUCCGAAAAAAGAUGAUGGGGAAUCGGCGGUCAGAUGAGCCAACCAAGACCAAGAAAGGCCUGAGCAUCUUCCUGGACGCCGCCCGCUGGAACCGGGGAGAGCCUCAGGCCGCCGAUUUCCGACACCUCAAAGUCGAGGCUGAUGCUGAGAAGCCAGGCCUUACGGAAAGGAGGGGAGGCCUGGGGGUGCCCUCCCGGGACCGGAAUGUUGGGGCUCCUGGGCAGGAUGUCCCUGGAGUUUCUCUGCACCCUCUGUCCGGAGACAGCCCCGACAAGGAACCAGGUGUUGAUGCCCCACCAGAGCUGGGGGAUGCGCCCCCGCAGGGCCCGGCCGGCCUGGAGCCCCUGGCGCCGCCGGAGAGCACUGAGGAGGGCGCUGACACAGAGAGAAGGUGGAAGAGGCUAUCGGGGCGUCUGGGGCGCUCGGAGAGCCUGCGGGUGAGUGACCGCCGCCGGCCUUCCCGGGGCAGCCUCGGGGCUAAGGGCCGGGGUGGGGGCCGCUCCCGGAGUGACGUGGACAUGGACCCCAGCUCUGCCACGGCCGUGCUUGGCCCUGCCCGACGAGCCACCCCUGAGCCCGGAGAUGAAGGGGACCCAGGACGGUCAGGACUAGAGCUGGAACCAGAAGAGCCCCCUGGCUGGCGGGAGCUCGUCCCCCUUGGCACCCUGCACAGCCUGCCCAAGAGCCAGGUGAAGCGGCAGGAGGUCAUCAGCGAGCUGCUGGUGACAGAGGCCGCCCACGUGCGCAUGCUCCGGGUGCUGCAUGACCUCUUCUACCAGCCCAUGGCGGAAGGGGGCUUCUUCUCUCAGGAGGAGCUACAGAACAUCUUUCCCAGCCUGGACGAGCUCAUCGAGGUGCAUUCCCUGUUCCUUGAUCGGCUGAUGAAGCGGAGGCAGGAUAGUGGCUACCUCAUUGAGGAGAUCGGAGAUGUGCUGCUGGCCCGGUUUGAUGGUCCCGAAGGCAACUGGUUCCAGAAAAUCUCCUCCCGCUUCUGCAGCCGCCAGUCGUUUGCCUUAGAGCAGCUCAAAGCCAAGCAGCGCAAGGAGCCUCGGUUCUGUGCCUUUGUGCAGGAGGCCGAGAGCCGCCCGAGGUGCCGUCGCCUGCAGCUGAAGGAUAUGAUCCCCACGGAGAUGCAGCGUCUGACCAAGUAUCCCCUGCUCCUGCAGAGCAUUGGGCAGAACACAGAAGAGCCGGCGGAACGGGAGAGAGUGGAACGGGCAGCUGAGUGCUGCCGGGAAAUUCUGCACCAUGUUAACCAAGCUGUGCGCGACAUGGAGGACCUGCUGCGGCUCAAGGAUUAUCAGAAGCGCCUGGACUUGUCCCACCUGCGGCAGAGCAGUGACCCCAUGCUGAGCGAGUUCAAGAACCUGGACAUCACCAAGAAGAAGCUGGUGCACGAGGGCCCGCUGACGUGGCGGGUGACGAGGGACAAGGCUAUAGAGGUCCACGUGCUGCUGCUGGACGACCUGCUGCUGCUACUCCAGCGCCAGGACGAACGGCUGCUGCUCAAGUCCCACAGCCGGACGCUGACGCCCACGCCCGACGGCAAGACCAUGCUGCGGCCCGUGCUGCGGCUCACCUCCGCCAUCACCCGCGAGGUGGCCACCGAUCACAAAGCCUUCUAUGUCCUUUUCACGUGGGACCAGGAGGCCCAGAUAUACGAACUGGUGGCCCAGACCGUGUCAGAACGGAAGAACUGGUGUUCCCUCAUCACCGAGACUGCUGGAUCCUUGAAGGUCCCCGCUCCCGCCUCUCGCCCCAAAUCCCGGCCCAGCCCAAGCAGCACCCGAGAACCCCUGCUCAGCAGCUCGGAGAACGGCAACGGUGCUGGCCGAGAGAUGCCCCCAGUGGACAGCCGGACCGAGAGAAUCCUCAGCACCCUCCUGCCCUACUGCAGGCCCGGCCCCGAGGGCCAGCUCGCGGCCAAGGCCCUUGAGAAAGUGCUGUCCCUGAAGCAGCUCCUGUUUCCCUCGGAGGAAGACAGCGGGGCGGGACCUCCCCGUGAUGGGGAUGGGGUCCCAGGGGGCGGCUCCCAGAGCCCGACCCAGACCCAGGAGAUUCGGGAGAAGCUGCUCAGCCUGGAGGAGACCCUGAAGCAGCUGGAGGAGGUGGAGGAAGAAUUUUGUCGCCUGCGACUCCUCCUGUCUCAGCUGGGGGAGAACAGCGCCCCCCCGCCUGGCUGUACCUGAGGCCCCCCGCCCCAGGCAGGCCUUUUGCAAGACUGAGGGCCACCCGCCGCCACCGCACAGCUGCCGCAGCAUCUCCAACCCCAAGGGCCUGAGGAGAGGGAGCUGGGGGGCGGGGGGGCUGUGCCUGGGG
Messenger RNA from Callorhinus ursinus (northern fur seal), 4601 nucleotides. It is a transcript of the gene ARHGEF1, whose product is annotated as Rho guanine nucleotide exchange factor 1. Lineage: Eukaryota; Metazoa; Chordata; Mammalia; Carnivora; Otariidae. Gene Ontology annotation, cellular component: cytoplasm. Gene Ontology annotation, molecular function: guanyl-nucleotide exchange factor activity; GTPase activator activity; G protein-coupled receptor binding. Gene Ontology annotation, biological process: G protein-coupled receptor signaling pathway. The record is from RefSeq and is a predicted model, not a curated record.